This is a messenger RNA of Suricata suricatta (meerkat), 485 nucleotides long. It is a transcript of the gene HRCT1, whose product is annotated as histidine rich carboxyl terminus 1. NCBI's taxonomy places the organism in Eukaryota, Metazoa, Chordata, Mammalia, Carnivora, Herpestidae. The record is from RefSeq and is a predicted model, not a curated record. The transcript has 2 exons. Bases 1 to 330 code for a protein of 109 amino acids.
AUGCUAGGCCUCCUGGGAAGCACGACCCUCGCAGGCUUGAUCACAGGCACUGCUGUGGCUCUUCUGCUGUUGGUGCUGCUGCUGGCCACCUGCCUGUAUCAUGGACAGCAGGACCAUGAUGUGGAGAGGAACUGCCCGGCCGAGAGGAGAAACCGAGUCCGGUGGGCCCAGCCCUGGCUCUUCCCGGGCCAGGGCCACCCAGGACACUCUCACUGUUUCCAUCAUCCUAGCCACGUGUCUCACACGCACCAUGUGGGCCUCCACCACCACCACCUCCACCGACACCACCAUCACCACGCCCACCACCACGCCCACCGAGGCCACCACUGAUGCCGGUGAAUGGCGGCCACUGCCUGCCCUCCCGUGGACCCCACGCUCCUGUGCAGAAGGGCGCCUCUCUGUGCCCUUCCGAGUCCAGGACGUCUUGCACUCACAUCUUUCAGGACAGCUCUUCUUCCAGAAGCCGCCAGCAGAGUUGACCACAG